Zonotrichia albicollis (white-throated sparrow) is the source of this 6257-nucleotide messenger RNA. NCBI's taxonomy places the organism in Eukaryota, Metazoa, Chordata, Aves, Passeriformes, Passerellidae. The record is from RefSeq and is a predicted model, not a curated record.
GGCGAGGGAUGCAACCACACAGCCCAGGCAGGGCUGGAGGGCCAGGAUGCACGUGGUGAAAGAGGCACCCUCCUGAAUGUCAGUGUGAGUGACCAUGACCGCUCAGACUCCCUCCUCCUGUCUUGGGAUGAGCCAGAGGGAGGUGCCAGGGGGUAUUUCCUUGCCCUGUCCCCGCUGGGGUCAGGCAUGCUGCUGCAGAAUGCCUCUGCUGGACCCAACACCACCAGCUUCUGGUUCCAUGGGCUGACUCCUGGCACACGCUACGAGAUCGAGGUGACAGCCACGCUGGCCUGCAGGGACACCAGCAGCCAGACCAUCACAGCACAGACAAGUCCCUCAGCUGUCCUGAACCUGACUCUGAGCAGCAGCAGCUCCUCCUCUCUGCGUGCAGCCUGGGCACACGGGCACGGCCACAGGGAUGGCUACAGCCUGGCACUGUGGCACAGCCACUCCCAGAGCCUGCUGAGGAACGUGUCCCUCCUGCCCAGCACCUCCACCUUCCUCUUUGAGGGGCUCCAGGCGGGCAGUGAGUAUGCCCUGAAGGUCAGCACCCUGGCUGGGACCCGCCAGGCCAGCACCAGUGCCCACCAGUGGACAGCUCCCUCCAUCCCCACCCAGCUGAGGCUCAGCCCAGCUUCCAGCACCAGCCUCGUGGCCUCCUGGGCAGGGGCUGCAGGGGCUGCCUGGCUCCACCUGGAGCUCCACAACCUCCUCACCCAGAAGGUCAGCAUGAGCCUGUCAGCCAGGAGGGGCCUCAGCAGCUACACCUUCCAGCAUCUGCAUCCUGGCACUCACUACUGGCUGGGGCUCAGUGCCACAGCUGGGCCCUACACUGCCCUGGGACCCAAUGCCACUGCCUGGACAUACCCCCUGAGUCCUGACAAUGUGACCCUGAGCAGUGCAGAGGAGCAGAACUCCUUAGAGGCUCGCUGGAGUGUCCCAGGGGGACACAGGGACUUCUACCUGGUGACCCUGCAGGAGGGACAGGACAGUGCUCCAAGCAGGAACAUCUCCGUGGGUGGGGACAACGACCACGUCACCUUCCACGGGCUGAGCCCUGGCCAGCAGUACUCUGUGCAGGUGGUGGCGGUGGCAGGGCCCUACAGGGCAUCAGCUCAGAGCUCAGCAGCCUGGACAGAACCACAAGCACCCUCUGGUGUGAGCCUGUCCAGCCAGGGCAGCCCCCACAGGCUGCUGGCCAGCUGGGAGGAGGCCCCAGGGGAGGGCUACCUGCUGCUCCUCAGCCUUGCAGAGCACCCUGUGCACAACAGCUCCUUGCCCAGGGGUGCCACGAGCUUCACCUACGAGGGCCUGCACCCUGGGAGCCUGUACAGCUUUGAGAUCAGCACUGUGGCUGGGCCCUACACAUCCUCACCCCAGUGCAUCUCCAACUGGACAUACCCUUUGGCCCUAAAGCAGCUGACCCUCAGCAAUGGGGGCCACAGCACCUCUCUGCAAGCCUCCUGGAGAGCAGCUUCCUCUGGCAGCACUGGCUACACAGGCACCCUCUGGGAAACCAAAUCCCAGGAGCAGGUCAGGAAUGUGACUGUGGGGAGUGACUGGACCAAUGUCACCUUGGAGAACCUGGUCCCUGGGCGGCAGUACACGUUGGAGAUGGCUGCUGUGGCUGGGCCUUACAGAUCCCCUGUGAGAUCAGCCACUGACUGGACAUACCCCCUGGCUCCAUCUGGAGUGACUCUGACCAACACCCGGCGCCCAAUGGGGCUCUCUGCCUUCUGGGACAAGGCUGCUGGGGAUGUGGACCAGUUCCACCUCCAGCUGUACAGCAAGAGCCAUGCAGCACAGAGAAACACCUCAGUGGGGCCUAACACCCACAACUUCACAUUCCUGGGGCUGUCCCCUGGCACUCAGUACUUCCUGAAGGUGACUGUCCUCGCUGGCCCAUACAGAUCCUCGUCACACUUUGCCACUGAGUGGACAUAUCCCCUGUCCCUGGCCAACGUGAGUGUGCAGCCUGGCCGGGAGCCCCAGGAGCUGCGCGUGAGCUGGGUGGAGUCCGGAGGUGGCAGAGAUCACUUGGUGCAGCUCUCAGUGGCCGAGUCGCUGUCCAUCAUCAGGAAUGUGUCAGUGCCCCGUGGAGUGACCCAGCUGGCCCUGCAGGGGCUGGUGCCAGGCUCCAGGUACCGCGUGGAGAUCAUUUCCCAGGCCGGGCCUCACCGCAUCUCCUCUCAGACUGCCAUCGGCUACACCGUCCCCCUGGCUCCUCGUGCCCUGUCUGCCACCCCUGCCAGCACAGCCCAGACUCUGGCUGUGCACUGGGAGGCUGCUGCUGGCCACAGGGAUGGAUACCUGCUCAGCCUGCUCCAGGAGGGCUCCUCUACACGGCCAAGGAACCUGGAAACAGGGAAGGACAGCACCAAUGUCACUGUGGCACAGCUGGAAGCAGGGACAUGCUACCUUGUGAGGAUGUGGGCAGUGGCUGGGCCCUACCGCUCGCUCCCCGAGAACACCACCGGCUGCACAGUUCCUGCUGCACCUGCAAACCUGAGCCUUACCAACCCAGGCAGCUCCUCAGAGCUUUACACAUCCUGGAACGAGCCCCCAGGCAGGAGGGACCACUACCAUGUUACCCUGUACAGCCUCAGCACCCAGAGCAGGAUUCAGGUCCAGACCUUGAGUCCAGAUGCCCUGAACACCAGCUGGACUCAGCUGGAAGCAGGCAGCAAGUUUGCUGUGCAGGUCACUGCUGUGAAAGGCUCCUUAGAAGCCUCUUCCAUCAACGUCACCCAAUGGACAUAUCCCCUGGCCCCUGUGAACCUCACCCUGAGCAGCCCCUCAGCCUCAGCCCUGGUGGUGACCUGGGCAGUGCUGGGCCGAGGGGCAGAAGGCUUCGUGGUGGAUGCCCAUGAGACAGCAUCUGGCACUUCUGUGGGGCACACACUGCUGGGUGGUCAUGCCAGGAGCCACAUCCUGAGGAAACUGAGCCCUGGCACCCGGUACAGCGUGGCAGUGAGGGCCACAGCUGGGCCCUUCCACGCCAGCACCCCCAACCUCACCCACUGCACAUGCUGGGGGCAGGGAUGGAUACAGCCUGACCCUGUACCGGGCAGCCCUGGGCACUGUGGCAGCCACAGCCUCGCUGGGCAGGGACAGCCACAACUUCACCUUCACGGGGCUGGCACCAGGACACCAGUACUUGCUGGAGGUCACUGCCACAGCAGGACAGUACCAGGCAGCAGCACCCAAAAUCAGUGCCUGGACAUACCCCGUGGCACCCCGCAAUGUGUACAUGACCAACCAGGGCUACCCCAACAGGCUGAGUGCGUCCUGGAGAGCUGAGCCCCAGGGACAGGAGGGUUACAGGCUCCUCCUGUACCACUCAGGCUCAGGCACUGUGGCAGCCAAUGUCUCUGUUGGGAAAGGCACCAGCAAAUUCACCUUCUCUGGCCUGGCUCCAGGACACAAAUACCUGCUGGAGGUGGUGUCUGUGGCAGGGCCCUACGCAGCCUCAGCAGGGAACAUCAGUGACUGGACAACCCCCUCAGUUCCCCAGAAUCUCUCGGCGGUGGCUGAAGGGAACAGCUCCAUGCUCAUCUCCUGGGGCAGUGUCCCUGGCCAGCAGGACGAGUGCCAGCUGUGGCUGCGGGACCCCCGGAACAGCUCCCUGCCCUGGAGGCACUCCCUGGCCAGGGGACAAGGCCAGCACCUCCUGCAGGGGCUGAUCCCAGGCAGGAACUACUCUGUGUCCUUGAGCUGCGUGGCUGGGCCCUACUGGAGCAGCACCAAGCCCUUGGCAGUGCCCGUGGAGCCAGAUCCAGUGAAGGAUGUGCAGUGCCUACCAGAGUCAAGGAGCCUUUACUUGAACUGGACGAGCUCUCCUGGAGACGUGGAGGCUUAUGAGGUGGUGACAGAGAGACUUUCUGAAGGACCCCCCACCUCCAGGCUCACCAUGAUCAUCCCUUCGAGCGAGGCCAGUCUGGAGGGGCUGGAGCCAAACUCCUCCUACCAAAUCCUUGUGAGCACCGUGGGCAUGAACACCCUGAGGAGCCAGGCUGUGACUCUGCUCUGCAGCACAGCAGUGGAGCCUCUGCCCCCUCCCCUGCGUGCAGAGGUGUUCCCAGUGGAGGCCAGCUCCACAGUGAUCAUCUCCCCCGAGCUGUUCAGCGAGGAGAACGGCCAGAUCGAGUACUACGGUGUCAUUGCCACCACCAAUGACUCCCUGCUGAGGCCCACGCAGGAGAUCAUGUCCAGCACAUGGUACGAUCACUACUAUGGCACAGAGGACUCCUACCUGGCAGUGCUCCUUCCCAACCCCUUCCAUCAGAGGAGCUCCCCCAACACCUGGAGGGUGCCUGUGGGGACAGAGGAGUGUGGCCACUCCAGGGCCACCUGCAAUGGGAAGCUGAAAGCCAACGAGCAGUACAGGUUCAGCAUUGCUGCCUUCACCAAAUAUGACCCAGUGGCCCCUGCUGUGACAUUCACCAUGUUCUCAGCUGCUGGAUCCAGUGCAGACACAGCUCCACUCUCAAUGCCAAUAAUUGCUGGAAUCAUUGUGGGGUUUCUUCUGACACUUGCAGCUGUUUUUGCUUUGGUUUACUGGAAACAGCUCAAAGCAAGGAGAACCAAGAAGAGCAGCCCACCCCAGGAGAUGGUGACCUACAGCCUGAGGAACGUCCACCGGCCAGUGCCCCUGCAGAACUUCAAGCAGUACUAUGAGAUGAAGACAGCAAAUGCUAAUCAUGCUUUUUUCCAGGAGUUUGAGGAGCUGAAGGAAGUUGGGAAGGAGCAGUCCAAGGUGGAGGCUGAGCUGCCAGCAAAUGUCUCCAAGAACAGAUACCCCCAUGUGUUACCCUAUGAUCACUCUCGGGUCAAGCUGAGCCAGCUGGGGCAGGAUCCUCACUCAGACUACAUCAAUGCCAACUUCAUGCCAGGCUACACAUCCCAGCAAGAGUUCAUUGCCACCCAGGGACCCCUGAAGAAAACCAUCGAGGAUUUCUGGAGGCUGGUGUGGGAGCAGAAUGUCUGCAACAUCAUCAUGCUGACCGUGUGCAUGGAGAACGGGAGGGUGCUGUGUGACCAUUACUGGCCAUCAGAGUCUGCCCCAGUGUCCUAUGGGCAGGUGAGGGUGCACCUGCUGAUGCAGAGCAGCUCUGAGGAGUGGACAGUGCGGGAGUUCAAGCUGUGGCACGAGGCUCUGGGGACAGAGCGCUUCGUGUCCCACCUGCACUACACAGCGUGGCCCGACCACGGCAUCCCCGAGUCCACCACGUCCAUCAUGGCCUUCAGGGAGCUGGUCCAGGAGCACAUCCAGAGCACCAAGGAUGCAGGGCCCACCCUGGUGCACUGCAGUGCUGGCGUGGGGCGCACGGGCACCUUCAUUGCCCUGGACCGGCUGCUGCAGCAGAUGAGGCAGGAGAAGGUGGUGGACAUCUUUGGUGUGGUGUACUCCCUGAGGAUGAACCGGUACCAGAUGAUUCAGACCCUGUCCCAGUACAUCUUCCUGCACAGCUGCAUUCUGGACAAGAUCUUGGAGGAGCCUCUCCUGGAUUUAUCGGGGACACAGAGGUCCUGCCCCAUCCCUCUGAAGAGCUUUGCCCAGCACUGUGCCCAGAAGGCAGCCAAGUCCCACAUGGGCUUCCUGAGGGAGUAUGAGCUGCAGUGGUGACAUGAGCCAGAUGGGCACCCUGAUCUCCCUGGACUGCCUGUUGCACCAGAUGAAAGCUGAGAGAACCGUGGACAUCUACGGUGUGAGCCUCCAGCUGGCCAGGAGCUGCUGCCUCCUGACCCCCACUCUGGACCAGUACAUCUUCCUGCACAGCUGCAUCCAGGACAUCCUGGCUCAGAACCAGCCCUGACACCCCCUGACCCUUCUGGCACCUUCUGCCUGCUCCUGUACAGAGCUGGGGGCACCGUGGGACCCCUGGCACAGAGGAGGAGCAGUGCCCUCCCUGCCUGGGCAGUGUCCCCAGCGUGGUGCCAGCUGUGACUCCUGGACACAUGGACAGUGUCCUGGGACACACGGACAGUGUCCUGCCAUAUCCCACUGCAUACACAGUGAGGGGCUGGGCAGGAUCCUCUCCUCUUCUGGAGCUCCCCUGAGAUUUCUGGUGCCUGGAGGGCUCUGUGCCCACUCAGUGCUCACUGUGGGGCUCUGUGGUGCCCCUGAGCUCAGCACCAGUGUGGGGCACCAUGGGCUGCAGUGCCCCGGGCUCUGCUGUGGGCACAGCCCUGGGGGAGCUGCCUUGUCUCAGCUGGAAUGCUCUUAGGUACAAACAAUAAAGAGCCCUAGGAAAGUG